AUGUCCAACCUCGCCAACCUCCGGGGCUACCUCCACUCGCAACUGCGGGUCAAACUCCCCGUGCCGACCAAGAAAUUCACCGACCAGGUCGUCAUCGUCACUGGCUCCAACGUCGGCAUGGGCCUCGAAGCGGCGCGGCACAUUGCGCGGCUCGGGGCGGCAAAGGUGAUCCUGGCCGUCCGCUCGAUCCAGAAGGGCGAGGCGGCGGCCAAGUCGAUCGUCGCCUCGACAAAGCGAGACCCCAGCGUCGUCGAGGUCUGGGAGCUGGACCUGGCCCGGUACCAGUCGGUCGAGGCCUUUGCGCAGCGCGCCCAGCUACUGCCGCGAAUUGAUGUGCUCGUUGCUAAUGCCGGCAUUUUCAUGAUGGAGUUUACCAAGGCUGAAGAUAACGAGACGAAUAUUACUGUCAAUGUCAUCAGUCAUAUGCUCCUGGCGCUGUUGCUCCUGCCGAAGCUCCGCGAGACGGCUGUUAUGACGGGCAAGCCGGGAGUCGUUACUUUCACGGGAUCGUUUACGCAUUGGAUGACGCAGUUUCCUGAGAGGAAUAGUAGUCAUAUUCUGGAUGACUUGGCUGAUGAGGGCAAGUCCAAGGGGCGCAUGCGGGAGAGGUACUACGUCUCCAAACUGAUCCAGCUGCUGGUGGCGCGCGAGUUUGCCAAAGAGCUCAGCAACUCGAGCAAGCCGGGCAAGGUCAUCACAAACGUGGUGAACCCGGGCUUCGUCGCCACCCAGAUCAUGAGGCACGGCGGGCCUGUUUUCCAGGUCUAUCUCAAGCUGAUGAAGGCGGCGCUGUCCCGCACUGCGGAGGAGGGCGGGCGCACGGUGGUGAAUGGUGCUGAGGGUGGAGAGGAGACGCAUGGGCAGUAUUUGAAUGAUUGCCAAGUUGGGAGUCCGUCGACUUUUGUUCUCAGUGAAGAGGGCGGGAAGGUGCAGAAGCAGCUUUGGGAUGAGCUGAUGGCUAAACUGGAGAAGGUCCAUCCUGGUGUGACCCAGAAUAUCUGA
This is a messenger RNA of Canariomyces notabilis, 1002 nucleotides long. RefSeq names its product putative short-chain dehydrogenase. NCBI's taxonomy places the organism in Eukaryota, Fungi, Ascomycota, Sordariomycetes, Sordariales, Chaetomiaceae. The transcript is spliced from 3 exons. The record is from RefSeq and is a predicted model, not a curated record. The coding region runs from base 1 to 1002 and encodes 333 amino acids.